ACCAAUUUUCUCUCUGAAUUUCUCCGCCCCGUUUCAUCGACGGCAGGCAUCACCGUCCGAUCAACUGUUCACAUUCCGGCGAUCCUGCUCCGAUGAGUCUCCUUUCCGAUCAAUCAAUGGUGAAAUUCAAUUCAUUCGAUUUCAAAAUGAACGGUACAAUUCUCGUUCUUCUCUAACCCUCUCCCCCCUUCUUAGAUCCAUCCCCGUUCGAUUCAAAGGAAGGGGAAGGUAGGGGGAUUUCGUUUCUGAUUUCUUAGGGUUAAUUGAUUCCAUGCAUGCGGGUUCUUUAAGCAUCUUCAUCAAUCACCGUCACCGGAUCACGAGUUGAUCGUUGCCUAAUCCCUAGCUUUAUUAGUCAACGUCGAAAAACCUUGCCUGUUGGGUGUUGGGAAACUUAGGGUUUCAGUUCUGUUUCCACGAUGUUCAAGAAAAUCAUGAAGGGAGGGCAGAAGAAGCCCUCCAAAUCCGAUGCCAAUGAUGCCUCGUUGUUCGGGUACGGGCCUCCCGGUGCUGGCGCCAAUGUCGUCGUCAACCACGCGUCCCGGCCUGGUCCGGCCCCUCCUGGACCUAAUUCUGUUGGUCCCUUGAACCUGGCUCCGAUGCUCUCCGUGGAACCCCUUCCUGUGUUUAGGGAUGUGCCUGUGUCAGAGAGGCAAACUUUGUUUAUGAGGAAAUUGCAGAUUUGUUGCUUCCAAUUUGAUUUGUCGGAUACCUUGAAAUCUGUCCGUGAGAAGGAAAUCAAGAGGCAGACUCUGUUGGAGCUUAUAGACUUUAUACAAUCUGGGUCCGGGAAGAUUACAGAGGUGUGCCAAGAAGAGAUGAUUAAAAUGGUUGCCCUGAACGUCUUCAGGUGCCUGCCUCCUGCUUCACACGAAAAUACAGGUCAGGAGACAACUGAUCCCGAGGAGGAGGAGCCUUAUUUGGAGCCUUCUUGGCCCCAUUUGCAUCUGGUUUAUGAACUGCUAUUGAGAUAUGUGGUUUCUUCAGAUACAGACACCAAGGUUGCAAAGAGAUACAUAGAUCAUUCGUUCGUGUUGAAACUGCUCGAUUUGUUUGAUUCUGAGGAUCCUAGAGAGCGGGAGUAUUUGAAGACGAUUCUGCAUAGGAUUUAUGGGAAGUUUAUGGUUCAUCGUCCAUUUAUUAGGAAAGCCAUAAACAAUAUAUUCUAUCGGUUUAUAUAUGAGACAGAGAGGCACAGUGGUAUUGGAGAGCUUUUGGAGAUUCUUGGUAGUAUAAUUAAUGGGUUUGCUCUGCCUAUGAAGGAGGAGCAUAAGUUAUUUCUUGUUCGGGCAUUGAUACCACUGCAUAAGCCAAAACCACUUUCUUUGUAUCAUCAGCAGCUGUCUUACUGUAUCACACAGUUUGUGGAGAAGGAUUUCAAACUGGCUGAUAUAGUUAUUAGGGGAUUGUUGAAGUAUUGGCCUCUAACCAACUGCCAAAAGGAAGUUCUCUUCCUUGGAGAACUUGAGGAAGUGCUAGAAGCUACACAAUCUGCAGAGUUUCAGCGCUGCAUGAUUCCUCUCUUCAGACAGAUUGCUCGCUGCCUCAAUAGCUCUCAUUUUCAGGUUGCAGAGAGAGCACUAUUCCUGUGGAACAAUGAGCAUAUUGUAAGCUUAAUUGCCCAGAAUCGGCAAGUCAUAUUACCCAUCAUUUCUGAGGCAGUGGAGAGGAAUAUCCAGAGUCAUUGGAACCAGGUAGUUCAUGGGUUGACUGUCAACGUGCGGAAGGUGUUCAUGGAAAUGGAUGCUGAGUUGUUUGAAGAGUGUCAGAGGCAGUAUGCAGAGAAGCAGGCAAAAGCCAGGGAUGUGGAAGAGCAGCGGGAAAUGACAUGGAAAAGACUAGCAGACGUGGCUGCACAGAGAGGGUAAGAGGAGAUGUUUCCAGCGUAACAGAUUAAUCCGCACUGAAUUGGCCAGGCAUAAGAAAUGGUUGGAGGAUAGAGGAUGAUGAUAAUCCUGCGUGGCACUCCCCAUUUCGAAGUAUUCUUUCUCUUGUUUAUUUUUCAUCAAUUUUUGUCUUUAUUUUUUGCUCUCACUCUUGAUUAUUUAAGAUAUCAGGAAAGAGCAGCGUAAAAUGUAAGAUGUAUGGAAUUUGUUAGCAAUGUUCUGCAGAUUAAGAAUGACCAGCGAGGAAUGGCUUGUAUUUUUUGGUCAUUCUAUUUGUUCAUCCAACACAGAGGUAUCAUAAUUUUUUUUUUUCUUUUUGUUUUAUAGUUUGUAUUUACAGUACUUGAAAGUUGAAAUUUAUUCAUAUUCUAAUUUCCAAGUUAGAAGAAACUAUUAAAUCCACU
Molecule: messenger RNA, 2290 nt
Organism: Rubroshorea leprosula
Lineage: Eukaryota; Viridiplantae; Streptophyta; Magnoliopsida; Malvales; Dipterocarpaceae
Source: the annotation of a GenBank genome assembly